Molecule: messenger RNA, 793 nt
Organism: Coffea arabica (coffee)
Lineage: Eukaryota; Viridiplantae; Streptophyta; Magnoliopsida; Gentianales; Rubiaceae
Source: RefSeq, a predicted model, not a curated record
GAAAGCAUUAGCUGUUGCAGAAUCAGCUGGUGAUCAGUCAACUAAAGCCAUGGCUUUAUUUACAGAUGAUAUGAAUCCUCUUGAUGAUAUUUUGUCCGUCCAAUCUCAAAAUAUUAAGCUACAAAAUGACAUCAAUAACUUAGAGUCACGUUUAAUAGUUUCGAGCAAUGAGAUUAACAGGUUACAGUUGGAGUUGGAACAGGCCCAUCAACGAUGUAGUGCUUUUGAACACCAAGUAAGUGAAGCUGAGAAAGCCUUUUUUGAACUUCAAGAGUCAAGCAAGAAAGCAGCUCUUCAACAAGAGGAGGAAGUCAAAUCAUUUUUGGAAAAGAUUAAGAAGGAUGAAGUGCAAAAAGAGAGGGCAGCUUCGAAGGCUCUUAAGGUUGAGUUGGACGCUAUCAAGGCUGCUAUUGAAGCAGCUAAAGAAACUGCACGUUUCCAAGAUGACGCCUACAUGAAGAGAUGUGAAGCGUUAGAGAGAUCUCUAAGAGCAUCUGAAGCUGCUUCAAAGACGUGGAGACAAAGAGCAGAAAUAGCAGAGGCCUUGUUAAUGAACCAGAGAUCUCCCUGUGAGGAGAACGAAAGUGCAUUUUAUGUUGUCAAUGGUGGACGUUUGGAUUUCCUGAUGGAUGAGGAUUCACAAAAAUGGAAACUACUGACUGAUGGUCCUCGCAGAGACAUACCGGAUUGGAUGGCCGAAGUUUAUCCAAGUUUCCCAAGUUUCCACCUAGAAAGACUGAUGUCUCAGAAGCUGAGAUAUCCAAGUUUAUGUCUUUGGACUUGCCCAAGCUAG